CACGUCACAGCCAAGUGCUCAAACCUCCCUCGUUCUUUUUCGACAAAUCCCUCUCUCUCUCUCUCUCUCUCUCUCUACGUUUUGGUAAUUCUGUGCCACUGACCUUUGGUUCAUUUGCAAUCCACUCAGACUUCAGCCGCUGGAGUUGUUUCUUCUUAAAUCCAGAGGAAAAUGCAGCAAUUUCAGAACCACAACCUCGAAUACAUGGUUGAAGACUACCACGAAAUGACUGGUUUCGAUGGAAUUCUCUUUGAGGACACCGAAUCGCCUAGAGAAGGUGUUGAUGGGUAUUUUGACUCGGACUUUGAAGAUGACUUUGAGCUGACCAAGCCAAAGACUGAUACUUCAGCUUUGGAAGCUAGAAAUGGCAGAGAUAUUCAGGGAAUUCCUUGGGAGAGGCUCAAUUUCAAUAGAGACAGGUACCGUGAGACGAGAUUAAAGCUAUACAAGAAUUAUGAGAACCUCUCACGCUCUCCCAAGGAGCUCAUAAAGGAGUGCACAGAGGCAGAGACAUGCCACAAUUUUUAUGACUUCCAGUUCAACACUCGCCUUGUCAAAUCGACCAUUGUGCAUUUUCAGUUGAGGAAUCUUGUAUGGGCAACCUCAAAACACGAUGUUUAUCUCAUGCAAAACUACUCCCUGAUGCACUGGUCCUCACUUCUUAGGAGGGGUAAAGAAGUACUAAACGUUGCCAAACCGAUUGAACCGACAAAAAAAUAUCCUGGAUCCUUGGAUCAGCAGACACUGUCUAGAGUCCAGAUAAGCACCAUGGCAGUUAAAGAUAAUCUCUUGGUGGCUGGUGGUUUUCAGGGGGAGCUAAUUUGCAAGUUCUUGAGUCAGCCUGGGGUUGCCUUCAGCACAAAAAUUGCUGCAGAUGAAAAUGCUAUAACUAAUGCAGUGGACAUAUACCACAAUUCCAAUGGCUCCAUACGUAUCAUGACUGCAAAUAACGAUGCUCAGGUCAGGGUUUUUGAUGCUGGGAAUUUCGCAUGCCUUAGUCGUUUCUCCUUUCCGUGGUCAGUAAAUAACACUUCUGUCAGUCCUGAUGGUAAACUAAUGGCAGUCCUUGGGGACAGUGCGGAGUGCUUGAUCGCUGACACUCAGUCUGGAAAGGUUCUUGGGAAUCUCAAGGGGCACUUUGAUUAUUCUUUUGCCUCAGCUUGGCACCUAGACGGGCAAAAUUUGGCUACAGGGAACCAGGACACCACUUGCAGAUUGUGGGACGUAAGAAACCUAUCCCAGUCCAUAGCCGUACUCAAGGGGCGAAUGGCUGCAAUCAGAGCCAUACGGUUCACAUCGGACGGCCGCUUUAUGGCCAUGGCAGAGGCGGCAGACUUUGUUCAUAUAUUUGAUACUCAGUCUGCUUAUGCCAAGGUGCAGGAGAUUGAUCUGUUUGGGGAGAUUGCCGGAAUUUCCUUUAGCCCUGACACAGAAGCUCUGUUUGUUGGUGUAGCGGAUCGGACGUACGGUAGCUUGUUAGAGUUCAACAGGAGGCAUUACAACUUCUAUCUUAAUUCCAUACUUUAGAGGGGUGUUCUCUCUGAAGUUAGUUGCAUAUCAAUAUCCAUGCGUGUGUGUAUAUAUAUAUAUAUAUAUAUAUAUAGACAUCGGUUUGUAUCUGCGAGGUCUUGGUGUUGUGGGUUUUUAAAUAUUAGCUAGAGGAGCAUAUUUUCAAGUUGAUGUGGCUACAAUUGGCAUGGAGAAUAUCGAAAAAAUUAUAAAUAUCUCCGUAGCAGCAGUAGGAAAGAAGAAUUCUUGCAUACGUACGUGAACGGUAUUUUGAAAUAGUCGGUUUACGUGUGAAUUCAUUAUUUGUUGUAAGAAUAUGUUCUUCUCUUAUGCAAAGGCAGUCAUUUUCUCUGCUGUA
Molecule: messenger RNA, 1867 nt
Organism: Rhododendron vialii
Lineage: Eukaryota; Viridiplantae; Streptophyta; Magnoliopsida; Ericales; Ericaceae
Exons: 10
Coding region: 172-1527 (451 amino acids)
Molecular function (GO): protein binding
Source: RefSeq, a predicted model, not a curated record